Messenger RNA from Knipowitschia caucasica, 1338 nucleotides. The record is from the annotation of a GenBank genome assembly. NCBI's taxonomy places the organism in Eukaryota, Metazoa, Chordata, Actinopteri, Gobiiformes, Gobiidae.
AUGACGCCCCUUCCGGACACGGAUCUAGCUUCCGGACUGGAUCUGUUGUUACACAGUAGUGUCUCUUCCGUGAUGAGUGCGGACAGUGCAAUCCACAGUUGGCCCGGCUCCUACUACCUGAACAGCGAGAAGCGAUGGGAGGUCGGUACUUUGUCGCUCACUCGGACCACUGUGCGCUUCGUCUCUCACCAGAGCAAAGAAAGCCUGGCCAGCUUUCGUCUCUCCAGAAUCGUGGAGAUAAAGAUGGAGACUUCUAGCUUCAUCUUCAGCACUCUCACCGUGCUGGAGGAGGGCAACGUGAAGCACUGGUUCGGCUCGCUCAAACCCAACAGGCUGGUGGUGUACAAUGUUUUGGAGCAUUUUUGGAGAGAGCGCUUGCUUUCUUCGAACAACUCUGAGACUCGGGGAGCGGAGAGCCAGCCGACCAAAGGCAGACAGCUAAUAAAUCUGGUGUCAGGGGCCCAGAGACGGCUGGAGGACACGGGGAUGGUUCUGAGUCAUCAAGGAGAGCAGUUUGAUAACAUGAUGCAGGGGCUGGAGAAGAUGGACUCGGACCUGGGCGUGGCUGAUAAACUCCUGUCCGAGCUGGAGUUGCCGUCGUGGUGGCCUUUCGGCAAACUUCCCUGGAAGCUGCAGCAAGAGGCCAAGGCGGAGGACGCGGCCCGAGCGGCGAUCACGGCGGCCGAGGCAGCAAACAAAACCAGGAACCGGGUCAUCAGCAGCAUCCCGGCCGUGGUGUCGAAAGGCCCAGACUCCGACCUCAGACCGGGCUGCCUCCUGGUGCUCGUGUCGUCCGUGGAAGUGCGGGACACAAGCUGCGCUCUGCUCCACCGCUUUGAACGCAACGAGGUGGACGAGAUCCGCGUGCACAGCCCCUACGAGGUCAGCGUCAGGCAGAGGUUCAUCGGGAAGCCGGACAUUUGCUUCAGGCUUCUGUCGGCGAAGAUGCCCGAGGCCAUGUCUGUGCUGGAAAUGCAGUACAAGAAGAAAGUGGUGUUUAGUCCCGAGUACAAUGUGUUUAAAGCUUCUCCGCUCACGUCUCCCACCGACGCUCACGACGCCCUGCAAGGUCUGAGGGGCCAAGACUUGGAGCUGCCCGGGGAGGUCCCAGCCGGAGGAGGACUGUCCCAGCUGCAAGUGCAUGUCCAGCAGCAGAGCGUGAGCCAAGAAGAGGCCCAAGAGCUCAAGCAGAUGCUGCUGCAGCUGAAGAGCCUGGCCCUGGAGGCAGAGACGGAGCUGGAGCGGCAGGACGAAGCUCUGGAUGUUCUGACCAACUCUGCAGACAGGACCACCAUGCAGAUAGGCAAGCACACCAGCCGCAUCAAGAGGCUACUCUGA